AUGCACAGUUCAAUGGGAAAUCAUUUAAAAGGACUUGCAUUUCAUGAAAAAUCCUUCAGAAUUCAAGAAAUAUCUCUUCCACCUAAUCAUCCUGAUAUAGCUAUGAAUUACAACAAUAUUGGUUCGGUACAUAAUGCAAUGGGAAAUUAUACAACUGCAUUAUCAUUUUUUCAAAAGUCACUCGAUAUUCGAAAAAAAUCUCUUAGCAAAGAUCGUAUCAGUUUCACUAAUAUAUAUGAUAACCAGGGUUCUAUUUAUAAUUCAAUGGAUGAUAAAUCGAUUGCACAAUCUUAUUAUCAGAAAGCUUUCGAUAUUCGUCAACAUUCUCUUGGUGAAAAUCAUCCCGAGAUGGCUAAUAGUUAUAAUAAUCUUGGUACAAUUCAUAGUUCAAUCGGCGACAAAUCGAAAGCACAUGUUUGCUAUGAAAAAGCACUUGAAAUUCAACAGAAAUCUCUUUCAAAUAAUCAUCCGGAUUUAGUUAACAUCUACAAUAACAUUGCAAUACUGGAACAAACACUUUCUCUUGAUGAUCUAUCCUUGGAAACAACUUAUAAUAAUAUUGGUGUCGCUUAUGGUUCUAUGGAUGACAAAACAAAUGCUUUGCUAUUUUAUCAAAAAGCAUUAGCCAUUCAGGAAAAAAUAUUUAGUCCUAAAGACACAUCAUUAGUUCCAAUAUACAGUAGCAUUGUAUCAAUUUAUUCACCUAUGGAAAUGAAAACAGAAGCUGCUCAAUUCUAUGAGAAAUCACUCCAUAUUCAAGAAUCAUUACUAUCUCCUAAUUAUUCAUCGAUGUAUGUGAUUCAUUUCAAUACAGCAAGAACAUAUGGAGAUCUUCAAAAUUAUGACGCAGCUUUUACACGUGCCGAGCGUUCUCUCUUUCACGCUCGUUUGGCUUUCGGUUCCGGCCAUGAAAAAGUGCAAAAUGUUGAAAGAUACAUUAAUAUUCCACGUUCAAAAUAA
Molecule: messenger RNA, 960 nt
Organism: Rotaria sp. Silwood1
Lineage: Eukaryota; Metazoa; Rotifera; Eurotatoria; Philodinida; Philodinidae
Source: the annotation of a GenBank genome assembly